ACAACGAGAAUUCGUACUGAAACAUAUGCUUUGUUUUUGUUUUGGUCCGGUGUUUCCGUUAUCAAAGAUAACAUUUGUUUUCCCAUUGAAUUUACUAUAAAUUAAAGCAAUGCAUCGCACAACAAAGCAGAAAAAAACGAACAUAAAUCUCCGCUGCUUAAAGCCGGAUUAUGAAAAAUUACGUUUUAACGAUGGAGGCUUGGAUACCGUCACAUCUUCGGAGCAAAUCGAGGUGGAAGAAUCGGUUGAAAAAUGCAUUCAAGCUUUUAAGAACGUUGUUGAAAUGAAUCCUAAAGGCCCAUUUCUCGAAAGAGAUGCUCAUUUACGUUUUCUCAAACAAGGAUUGACUGUACCGAGUGGCAUGGAAGUUCUUGAUGCCAGUCGACCCUGGUUAUGUUAUUGGAUUUUACAUUCCAUUGAACUUCUGGGUGAACCCAUCCCAUCUGAUAUUAAAUCUCAUAUUAUAGAGUUUCUCAGAGCAUGUCAGCAUCCAAAUGGUGGUUUUGGAGGUGGACCCGGUCAAGAUGCACAUUUGGCACCCACAUACGCCGCUGUUAAUGCACUCUGCAUUUUAGGAGAAACAAGAGCUUUUGAAGUAAUUGAUCGCGACAAGUUAGUCAACUUUUUAUUUCGAAUGAAACAGCCAGAUGGAUCUUUCAUAAUGCACGAAGGCUCCGAAAGUGACAUUAGAGGCGUGUAUUGCGCAUUAUCAGUCGCAAUGCUCACGAGUGUUUGGUGCAGCAAAUUGGUAAAAAAGACUGCUCAAUGGGUAUCAAGAUGCCAGACUUAUGAAGGAGGGUUUGGGGGUAUCCCUGGUAUGGAAGCUCAUGGGGGGUACACUUUCUGCGGUCUUGCGUCUUUGAUGCUGUUGCAAGAAGGGAAUUUAGUUAAUAUUCAUAGCUUGUUGAGGUGGCUUGUGUUUAAACAAAUGAGCUACGAAGGAGGGUUCCAAGGACGAACCAAUAAACUUGUGGAUAGCUGCUAUUCUUUCUGGCAAGGAGGUACUUUCCCGAUAAUUCACCGACUAUUGAACAGAACUGUUCCGGAUAAUCUGAGUAGAGAGUUUUGGAUGUUCGAUCAAAGGGCUCUACAAGAGUAUUUGCUGAUAUGUUGCCAAGCACCACAUGGUGGUAUGAUUGAUAAACCAGAAAGAUCCAGGGACUUUUAUCAUACCUGUUAUUCCUUAAGUGGACUUUCGAUUUCUCAACAUUUUUACAAUUCUAAUAAUAUGAAGGAUUGGAUUGUUGGUCAUAAAAAUAAUGAGUUAGUACAAACGCAUCCAAUUUACAAUAUAUGUGUCCCAAGUGCUGUUUCAGCUAUUAAAUAUUUUGGAAACUUGCCAAAGCCAAAAAGUUUAGAAGAUAUCAUUACAAAUGAUAUCCUUGACGAUGAUGAUUCUGGAAAUACCGAUUCCUAAAAGAUGAACUUGAUUGACUCCGAUUUACAAGUUCAAAAAUUGAUUAUAUAUUUUUUAAUCAUAUUUCGAGAAAGCAGCAUUAUAAAUUUCUAAACCAAUUUCAAACUUUGAUGGAAUUUUUUUUUUUUUUUUUACAUCAUUGUGAUAGUUAAUCUGUAGUAUACGUUAAAUAUCUUCAUUGUGAUAUUCCUUGUGUCAUUAAUUUUAGUCUUAUAGCGUUUCUAUGAAAAACUUGUUUUGAUUUUUUGUAGAAACAUGAUUGGCAUUAAACAAAUGUUUAAUUAAAGAAGUAGUUUUCUAACUAUUCAACUUUUAUUCAUGCUGACAAAUAAAUUAAAUUAGAGUAAUAUUCUGGUUUUCAAAUGAGAUUAAUGUUUAAAAUUUAUUUUUAGAAAUCUAAUAUUCCAUGCACAUCAAGAUUCUUAUUUUAUUGUUCUGCUGUUUUUAUGCUUAUUUAUUUUUUAUGUACUUUACAGUUUUUAUAAAAAUAAAAUUUAAAAAAUAGUAAUUUUAUCCAUAGUGUUACUGGAAAACAAUUCAAAAUGUGUUAUGAUUUUUAUAUAAUUAUUAUCUUCCAACUAUAGCAAAUUUUUAAAGCUCAUUUUAAUAUAAUAAAAUAAUAACUUAAACUGACUUAUCAUAAUGAUAAUAUUGUGAGAUUUUUAUCAUCGGACUCUUAAAAAUUGCUGAAUUGUAAUUCAUAAUUUGCUAAUGUAGUUUGAAAGUUUGUAGUGAAAAAAAAAUAUUUAUAUACUCGUUCAUUAACAAUUAUAAUUUAUGAAAUAGGUAUUUAAUAAGUGUUCAUAAUUUAUUGUAAAAUGUUAGUUAUAGUUAUAUAUUAAAAUAUGCUAGAAGGCUGGUUGUGCUUGCCUAUUACCCUUAAUUCAUUUCAGCUUUGUUGAAAUCACUUUGAGAUUACAGCUUUCUUGCUUGUUUAUUUGUUAUCAGAACUAUUUACAAGAAAAUGUUAGCAAGAUUCAUUAUAUUAGCCUGUUUGAUGUGACAAUCUUUUUUUCAUUUGAAAAUUCAAAAAGACAACAUCAUGAUAAAACAUUCGAAACUGCUUUAAUAUUUCAGGUCAUGGUAUAGCCAAUUCUCGACUUAGCACCAUUAACUGAGCAUUAAAUCCGUGCCUGUACUGACAGCUGCCGGUGUGGUUUCUUGUAUUCAUUUUUAAAAUAAAGAACUUGCAACCAUA
Messenger RNA from Parasteatoda tepidariorum (common house spider), 2615 nucleotides. It is a transcript of the gene Fntb, whose product is annotated as Farnesyl transferase beta subunit. The record is from RefSeq and is a predicted model, not a curated record. Gene Ontology annotation, biological process: protein farnesylation. Gene Ontology annotation, cellular component: protein farnesyltransferase complex. Gene Ontology annotation, molecular function: protein farnesyltransferase activity. NCBI's taxonomy places the organism in Eukaryota, Metazoa, Arthropoda, Arachnida, Araneae, Theridiidae.